AGGAGGAGGCCGCUGCCGUCCCGGAGGGAGGGAGGGAAGCAGGGAGGGGGCGCCAGGAGCGCGGAAGGCCGCCCCCCCCCCCCCGCGCCGAGGGAGGAAGGAGAAGCCGGGACAGAGACAGAGCAGCAGCAGUUUAUUUUAAGAACAUAAGGAAGACUGUAAAGGAAAACCAAGGUUUCUGAUGCCAGUGACAGAAGCUGCAUGCAGACCUGGGAGCUUGGACAUGUGUUAUUAUCGACCCUGAAUCUACUUAACUGCUGCAUCUUCUACAGAAAAGAAAUGGCAUUUGCACCGCCCAAAAACCCGGAGAGCCGCAAGAUGCAAACCAAGAUGAGCACCUGGACACCUCUGAAUCACCAGCUCAUGAAUGGUAAGGUAUUUGAAGAAAGAAGAAACUUGCUGGGGAAAUGGUUUGACAAAUGGACGGACGGUCAGAGGCGGAGUGUCCUGAUGGAUCUCUUGGAGCGCUGCUCCCCCUCCCAGCUGAAGUUCUUUGCCAAGCAGCUGCAGGAUCGAGUUCCAGCUGAAGCGCUGGAUUUCACCAGGAGGCUUCCCCGGGCAUUAUCCUUGUACAUCUUUUCUUUUUUGGAUCCUCGGAGCCUCUCUCGAUGUGCCCAGGUCAGCUGGCACUGGAAAUACUUGACGGAGCUGGACCAGGUCUGGAUGCGGAAGUGUCUGCGCUAUGGGUGGUACAUCAACUUCUCUCCAACUCCAUUUGAGCAAGGAAUUUGGAAGAGACACUACAUCGAGAUGGUGAAAGAGUUGCAGGUUACCCCGCCUAAGACCCCUCCAAAAUAUGACUUUGUGGUGGUGGAUGUUCAGCCUGUCGCUAAAGAGGUCCUGGAGAUGAAGCCGUCCCUGUCAUCAGUCCUCCAUUCAGCAUCUCUGCUCGGAAAGAAGAUGAGCAAGGACAAGAGGGAGCUCCCUCCUUGGCGUUCCUCAGAUAAACAUCCAACGGACACCAUCCGAUUCAAUUACCUGGACAACUUUGAUCCCAUUGAGGAAGCAAGGCAGGCUAGAAAGAAAGGAGGAGGGCUCACCCCAGACCUCGGCCAGCUGGCCUGUCAGGAGAAAAGGAAGCCAGGCAGCGGAACGUACAAACUCCGGAAAGCAAAGUCCUUGCGGCCUAGAGCUGAGUUGCCAAGGACACAGGAGUGUAGAAGUCAGAUGGCCCUUUCCGCAGACUUUGGCUCGCAGCCAAGAGGUCCAGCUCGCCCAAGCUGGGCGACUCACCAGUCAACUGGCUACCCUGUGACCAAAGCCACGGCCAAGAUCCUUGCCCAAAGCGCCCAGUGGAAUGCGGGGAUACGGCCAGCACCUGUCCGGGGCCCAGUCCCAAAGCUGAGCGAGAAGGGGAAGAAGGCCUUCGCGAGAACAAGCAGAAGUUCCCCAACAGCGCCGCUGUUUGAGAGUCAGCCCUGGCAGGUUCCGGCAUCCAGCCGAGAGUCGGAUGCAGAGCAGGAAGAUGCAGGAAGGGGCGUCUUCACCACAUCCCCGCUGCAUUAAAGGGGAAAGGCGGUCAGGUUUUCUCCACAUGUUGCACCCCCCCAGCCACAAAACAGACUCCGUGAAGAAGGAGGAACGGCUGUGUGGGUGAAGAUCUAAGUGUCAAGCGGACAAUCCAGGGAUUGAUCAUGUCUGAAACCCCCCUUGCGAGGGUGUUGUGCCUGCAUUUCAGCAACUGGGUUCCGACACCCCCUUGGUCAAGAACUCAUCAAGCGACCGGGUCAAUCUCAGCCUGAAUUUCUAAGCUGUAAAAUGGGUGGUGGGGUGGCUUACCCCACAUGGCCAUUGUGUGAGGGUGAAUUCUAAAGCAGUUUGGGUUUUUGUCAUUAUACUUGGACUAAUUUUGAAUGCAGAAUUGGAAUCAUAGAAUCUGAGAGCUGCAAGGGGCCUUGGCGGUCUCCUGGUCCAACCCAUCUGCUCAGUGCAGGAAGCUGACACAAACAGCAGGUAAAUCAUAGGGGAAGCAUCAUAAAUAAUAAUAAAUAAUAAUGCCUAAUCACUUGAAGGAACUGUAAUGGCUAAUGCCAAAGUCACCAAUGUAGCGAUCACCACUACCUACCCCUUGUUCCUUUUUCUGCACAUUUUCUGCCUGCUGGGUCUACCCCAACAUCAACUGAAAGCUCCUGUGAAUUGUAGAGUACCCUGUUUCCCCGAAAGUAAGACCUACCCCGAAAGUAAGACCUAGCAGUAAUUUCUGAUGUACCGCUAAUUGCCCUAGUGCAUUUUUUGAGGCUAAAAUUAAUAUAAGACACUGUCUUAUUUUCGGGGAAACACGGUAUAAGCGCCUUGGGGUCAGGGUCCUGUCUUUUUGCUCAUGCUGCUGUAUAAAGCAUGAUGUGCACUGACAAUGCUAUAGAAAGUCCAGAGAGCUUGGUUUGAGCCUGUAUGGUGCUGAACCGGCAGGAAUUUUGUGUGGCUGGAUGGGAUAUGGAUGGAUGGAAUGAAUCAACCCAUCAAUGCACAUGCGCCUUUGUGCCCAUCCCCCAGUUCCUAGCCUUUGGUCACCCUGUUUGGGGGCAGAAUUGAGGAAGGGGCUCUGCAGAUACAGUGGGAGGGUUAGUGGAGCCAGGCUCAUAAGAAGCACCCUGCUGGAUCAGGCCCAAGAAGGCCCAUCUAGUCCAACACCCUGUUUCCCAUGGUGGCCCACCAGAUGCCUCUGGGAAGCCCACAAGGAAGAAGUGAGGAGGACAUGCUCUCUCCCUUGCUAUUGCUCCCCUGCAACUGGAAUUUGGAGGCAUCUUGCCUCUGCUGGAGGUAACUGAACCAAAUCUGAAUGCAAACUGAAAUACCGCUUGAGAGAGGUUUUUUCAAAGACUGGAACUGAACCAGAACCUCAAUUGUUCUGGUUGCCUUGAACCUGAACUGGAACCAAACCCUUAAACACACACACAGAAUGGAAACUGGUUCCACAUCAGUGGCUUAGUAAUCAGUAAUCACUCAGCUUUCUCUUGUAUAAUUUAUGUUUUAUGUUUCUUGUUUUUUAUCCUCCUGGGAUGUAUUUUCCUUGUAGCCCCCUUUUUUAAAAAUCCCAAAAUAAACGAUUGCAGGAAAUGGCAUUCCUUUCAAGA
This is a messenger RNA of Hemicordylus capensis (graceful crag lizard), 3074 nucleotides long. It is a transcript of the gene FBXO16, whose product is annotated as F-box protein 16. Bases 202 to 1506 code for a protein of 434 amino acids. The transcript has 10 exons. NCBI's taxonomy places the organism in Eukaryota, Metazoa, Chordata, Lepidosauria, Squamata, Cordylidae. Gene Ontology annotation, molecular function: protein binding. The record is from RefSeq and is a predicted model, not a curated record.